CAGUCCCGAAUGCAGGUCCAUCAUUCGAGAUAUCCGACACCGGCAAAAUGCCUUCACUGCGAUCAAUUGUGUCGCUCGCAGCUGCGGAGCGACAGGCUGUGCUUGUUCAAUGGCAGCGUAGCGGGCAAUGUGUGCGAUGCUUCCACGUUUCGCAUCGCGCCGAAGCUGGUGCACAAGGUACUACCACAGAUAGGCCACGCCAGCGUCGUCUCACCAAAAUCUCGGAGGAAGUCUCUAAAGUCAGCGACUCGAUGGAGCAGCACACCGAUAAACGCUCAUCAGCAGUCUCCUCCGAGGUGGUGGGGACGCGAGCGCGAGUUAUGCGAUCGGACAAAGACAUGGAGGAUCGUCCAAGUCAGCUUCGUCCGCGAGAAGAUGAACGGGAUGCACCAAAGAAACGAAGGGCGAAGACACUUAAACCGCCUCGUGAUCUCAAGACGGCUGUGAGAAAUCAGUUACGGAGCGACGGUAUACCCUACACACCGGAAGCACUGACAGAGAAAGAGUUGCUACAAGCAGGAUAUGGUACUGCAACGCCUGUCGGAAAAAACUUCGCUGGCCUUUACGCGGAUCGAUUAGCCAUGGUCGAUCCUUCAUUCGCAGCACCUUCUCUUCGUAGCGAGGCGCAAAUCACUCGUAAGAAGGUCUGUGGCCAAGCUUUGAUGACCGUGCCAAAAGCGAAUCAGUGGAAAGACGGUGUGCCAAAGGCCAAGGAAGCAACGCGCAAUGAGUUGGUGUCUCGUCUUGUGAAAGGAAAUAUUUGGGACGAGAGCAAUUUGUCAGGAGAAACGAAGAAGGAAUGGAUCGGAAAGGCACCUUGGCUGGAUACAACGCUGAAGUCUUUGAUCAUGAACGGGUCAUACACUAAGCGGGACGUGGAGGAUUUCAAAGAUCGAAUUCUCAAACUUCUACCAGGAUCGCCCGCAACCGCGAAACCGACAUCGAAGGCUGCUCCUGCGACGGCUUAAAGAAUUUAGAACACUGGAGUGACGCUGUCUUGCUGUGCCGCCAAGACUUUCCUCACCACAUCCAGUGGCGUCUCUGAAGCGACUCCCAGCAACUCCGAAUCAGUCUCCUCCCUAGACCUAGCGACUUUCGAACGUCCACUUUUGUCGUCAUACAAUUGCGCAACGACAAGAUCCAAGAUCCAUCCUGUUGUGCCCGCUUCACGUUUCGCCCUUCCGGUUUGCAACAGAGUUUGUGUGGUAUUGUGUUGGACACUCCACUUUGCUCCUUCUGCCUGCUCAAAUGCCGCCAAGAGUUCGUUCUGAGAAGCCAAAAUCGAGAAAACCUUGACGAAACGAUUCGCUGUCUGCUCCGGGUUGCGGAGGACACCGAUCACCGCCUGAGCGAUCCCUGCGAGGGUCGUACCUGUAAACUUUUCUGUGCCAUCAUCAUAGAUGAUUGCUGUGCGCUUGGCCACGUCGAAACCCAUCAGAGGGAAUACUUUUAUCGC
Molecule: messenger RNA, 1456 nt
Organism: Dissoconium aciculare CBS 342.82
Lineage: Eukaryota; Fungi; Ascomycota; Dothideomycetes; Mycosphaerellales; Dissoconiaceae
Exons: 2
Coding region: 48-968 (306 amino acids)
Source: RefSeq, a predicted model, not a curated record